GUCCAACACGCCUCCGCGUCAGAUUGCCGAACAACUUCCCCAUAAGCUUAUCAACCACAACUGACGACGUGCGACUUGAGCGCAUCGUAUACUUACAUUUCCGAUCUUAUCACAUCUUUUUUUUUUCUCUUUUUUUUUGCUGUUACCUCUGCUACUAUGGUGAAGGAAGAAAAUGCCAAGCGCAAGGCUAGUGACGAGCCGACGUCACCAAUCGCAGCCAAAAGGGCAAAAUAUGAUGACUCGACCGAACCGGAGAAGAAAGCUGUCAUCAAACCGAUUCCAUUUCCAGAGAAGCCCGCCGUCAUCGAAGAGCGAAAUGGCGAGAUCGAAUUCCGCGUGGUGAACAACGACAAUGAGCGCGAGUCCCUCAUCAUCCUCACCGGCCUGAAAUGCAUAUUCCAAAAGCAACUGCCUAAGAUGCCUAAGGACUACAUAGCCCGACUUGUCUACGACCGAACCCAUCUAUCCAUCGCUAUCGUAAAAAAGCCCUUAGAAGUUGUCGGCGGGAUCACAUACCGACCCUUUAAGGGUCGCCAGUUCGCAGAAAUCGUUUUUUGCGCUAUCAGUAGCGACCAACAGGUUAAGGGUUACGGCGCCCAUCUUAUGUCACAUCUGAAAGACUACGUCAAGGCGACCAGCGACGUAAUGCACUUCCUCACUUACGCGGAUAAUUAUGCUAUAGGCUACUUUAAAAAGCAGGGCUUUACGAAGGAAAUCACAUUGCCGAGAUCAGUGUGGAUGGGUUAUAUCAAGGACUACGAAGGCGGUACAAUUAUGCAAUGCUCUAUGCUGCCGCGCGUUCGAUACCUCGAGAUGGGCCGCAUGCUCCUCAAGCAGAAGGAAUGCGUCCUAGCUAAGAUCCGGGCAUACUCCAAGUCGCACAUCAUCCACCAACCUCCCAAGCAAUGGAAGAACGGCGUUACCCCCAUCGACCCCCUGUCCAUCGAAGCAAUCCGAGCUUCGGGGUGGUCUCCCGACAUGGAUGAGCUGGCCCGACAGCCUCGCCACGGUCCGAACUACAACCAGCUCCUCCAUCUGCUUAACGACCUUCAGAACCACCAGUCGGCGUGGCCGUUCCUAAACCCGGUCAACAAGGACGACGUUGCAGACUAUUAUGACGUGAUCAAGGAGCCGAUGGAUCUUAGCACAAUGGAAACCAAGCUAGAAGCCGACCAGUACACCACCCCAGAAGAAUUCAUAAAAGAUGCCAAACUUAUCUUCGACAACUGCCGCAAAUACAACAACGAGUCGACGCCGUACGCCAAAUCUGCCAACAAGCUUGAAAAGUUUAUGUGGGCUCAGAUAAAAGCCAUCCCCGAGUGGUCGCACCUUGAACCAUAGGUCAGUAAAACGGGAGGAUCGCUCACGGAUAAUAUACGGCGCGAGGAUAGACGCGGGAGAGCGCAGGCUAUCGCCCGCAUCAAGGAGGAAUCUGAAACA
Daldinia caldariorum is the source of this 1440-nucleotide messenger RNA. RefSeq names its product Bromodomain-containing protein. NCBI's taxonomy places the organism in Eukaryota, Fungi, Ascomycota, Sordariomycetes, Xylariales, Hypoxylaceae. Bases 157 to 1341 code for a protein of 394 amino acids. Gene Ontology annotation, molecular function: histone H3 acetyltransferase activity; protein binding. Gene Ontology annotation, cellular component: histone acetyltransferase complex. Gene Ontology annotation, biological process: chromatin remodeling; positive regulation of transcription by RNA polymerase II. The transcript is spliced from 3 exons. The record is from RefSeq and is a predicted model, not a curated record.